This is a messenger RNA of Drosophila serrata, 2889 nucleotides long. RefSeq names its product Bardet-Biedl syndrome 9 (gene BBS9). Gene Ontology annotation, biological process: cilium assembly. The record is from RefSeq and is a predicted model, not a curated record. Gene Ontology annotation, cellular component: BBSome; membrane. Lineage: Eukaryota; Metazoa; Arthropoda; Insecta; Diptera; Drosophilidae.
AUGUCGCUGUUCAAUGUCUGCAGCUGGUGGUCUGCCCAAUGCUCCGAUCCUGGACACGAGUACGAUGUGGCCAGCUUGCUGUGCGCUCGAUUUGGUCUGGAGGCCCAGGAGAAGGACUACAUCAUAGUGGGCUCACAGACGGGUCAGCUGAGUAUCUACUAUCCGCACCGCCGGGGUUACAAUGCCACCGAUUUGCUGCUGGAGACUCAGAUGGCGGCUCCCAUCCUGGGAUUAUAUGCGGGGAAGUUUAGUGGGAAUGUACGCAACGAAAAUGCCAACCAGUUGGGCGUGCUCUUGCCCAACGCCAUCGUUAUAUACAAUGUGGCUAUCGGCGGACUGGCCGAACAUGGCGCUCAGCUCCGACUCCAGUUGCAGGCGGAGCACAAGUUCCAGCGUGUGGCCUUUGGCCUAUGUCAGGGUCACUUUGGCCAGGUGAAGGGUCGCGAGUUCUUCUGCGUGGUGCAUUUGGAUGGAACGCUGACCUUCUACGAGCAGGAUGGCAUUUCCUACGAGUGCCGUUUUCCUGGUCACCGUGCCCUUCCCGCUCCGGUGGCCUAUUGCGAGCGCACGGAUAGCUUCUUUCGGUUUAGCGCUACCUGGGAUUUGCAGUGCUUUAGCUAUCAGGAUCUGUCCCAUUCGCUGGUCACUAAGAGCAGCUAUCAGCCCACCUGGACGCAGUGCGUUGGCGAGGGCAUUGUCGAUAUGCGGGUGGUGCAAGUCAAGGAGAACUGCUCCUAUAUUAUGAUCCUGGGCGAGCGGAACUUCAUCUCGCUGGAUGACAAUGGCAAAUUUAACUUUAUGCUGAAGCUGGACUAUGCUCCCAAGUGUUUCCACAGCUUUGUGGUGGGCUACUACUGGGAGCCUGGAGCCCGUCUGAUCACCGCCAUCGUUUCGGACUCCUCCAAGCUGCACCUGUAUGAGGAGGCCAAUAUUAUUUGGGCAGCGCAAUGGCCAAGUCAAUCUCCCGCUCCGGUAGCCAUUCAACGCUCCAGUCAGGGCCUAGCUGGUGGCAUCGUUACUCUGGGCGCCAAGGGACAACUGGAGGUGGGCUAUUUGGGUGCCGAUCCCUACCAAUUUCAUGUGCAACUAAACAUGGAGGAGCUGAGCUUCGCCCAGGCUCACAAGGAGCUGCAGCAGCUGGAGGACGAGAUCAAGGAGGCGGUGGAUGUGCGCGAUAUGGACGCCCUGAAUCAACAGGCGGCGGAUCAAGUGCGUCUCAGCUUCAGUAUCCAGCAAGAGGCCUGUGAUGUGGAUACACUGUUGCUGGACGUGCCGGCCGAUGUGGCCGUUAAGGAGCUGCCCUCUGCCAAGGGUUUGCUGCGCUGCAAGAUCAAGGCGGAGCUGGCCGAGCUGCAGGUGGUGUUCCAGAUGCCGAAUGGCGUUCGUUGUAGCCAGGAUACCUUGAGCUUUGUGGACGUGGCAGCGGGCACCAGUCAUGAGUUUAAGUUGGACUUUUACAUAGCAGAGUUGUUGCAUGUCCAUAGUACCAAGGUGGAAGUGGUGGCCUCCUUUGUGAGUCCUAGGGGCAUUCCAAGGGUCAUCCAGCAGAGUGCUCAUCUACCUCUGUCCAUGUUCUAUCGCCUUUGCCAGCCCCAGAAGGCGGCUGGUAUCAAGUUGACCUACAGCAUCACUAGCCCUGUCAUCCCCAAGUUGUUCACCUUUUUUGGGGAAUUUCUAGAGGAACACAGCGAUACCCGCCUGGGUUUACAGCUGCUGUGCCCGGGGCUGGAGAAGCAGUCAGAAGUAAUUACCGUGGUGGCAGCGAAGAACUCCAAUCGCAUACGCAUACAAUCGGAUUAUGUCGAGACCUUUGCCAUGAUCCUGGAGCGUAUUGUAGAGCGCACCCUUCAGCUGGAUAGCUCAGCGGGAUUGAUCAAGAUGGACAAGAAAAAGCCUAAGAAGGGAGUCCUCAACCGCUGUGUUGAGCGCCUGAUGGCAGCUCCCUUUAUACCAGCUCAGCCCAUUCUUCAUAGGAUUGAUGUGCAUUACGAAACUCAGCAAAGCAUAAGGAAGCAAACGGACCAACUGGAGGACCUGUGGCAGCAGUUCAAGCUUCAGCGUCAGCUCCAGGAGCAGUCGGAGGGCGAACCCAAAGAGGCCCACAUGCAAAUCGAAUCUAACUAUGACCAGUUGAUCCUGGAGGGUGAUAAGUGUGAGAUACGACGUGAUGAGCGCAAACAGCGCUGCGACCUCAAUUGCGCCGUGGCUUUGGCCAAAUGGAUUAUUCACGCACUGAACCUGGAGGAGCGCGUGGUCAAUGUUGUUAGCUCAGUGUUGAGUGUGCCCAUCGAGGAUUGGACUGAAUUGAGUUGGGAGGAAUCGAUGGCUCCCGGCAUCGAUAUGCUUCAUCAUUUCGGGCCGCUGACUCGGUCCAAGUCCACUUCGACUCACGGUUUGCUGGAUGCCAACGCCAGCUCCAAGGAUAGUUUUGAUUAUAGUCGAUUCCGUCGGCACUUUGCCACUCUCUUCGAUCGUAUUGUGCGCCUGGCAUCCACACCAGCUGCCAUUAAUCCCGCCGAGGUUACAGCUGAACCAUCGUCGGAGGAGAAGCCACCGCCAGGCUCAGCACAGCAGGUGGACGAAAUUGGAAACAUGCAGCGCAUGUUGGGCGAGAAGGGUUUGCCAUUGGCUCCACCCAAGCGUAGAACUAACAUGAGCAGCUCUCUGGAGGCCGUGGAGGACGAUGAGGAGUAUGAUGAGGAUGAUCUUCGCGAGGAUGUGGGCUAUCGGAAAGAUUACGGAGCCACCGACGAAAAGAAGAAUCCAGCCAACGCAAAGAAGCGAUCCGAAUGGGUCAACGAGGACUUUGAGCUGCCCACCACCGAGGAGCUGUUCAGCGACUUGGGCAUCUGGUGGUAGGUCUGGCUGGAUUGGGGAAACCAGUAACAA